Molecule: messenger RNA, 1210 nt
Organism: Rubroshorea leprosula
Lineage: Eukaryota; Viridiplantae; Streptophyta; Magnoliopsida; Malvales; Dipterocarpaceae
Source: the annotation of a GenBank genome assembly
CGCCCCGUUAUGUUAUGGAAGAAUUGAACUUAUUGCUGGGCUGGUUAUUCAGAGCCAGCAAUGAAUUGGCUGCCGGAUUUCGUCCCGCAACUAGAAGAAGAUCGCUUCGGGGGUCACUGUGGCGUGGCUGAAUGUAGAGCAGUCCGCCCCUACAGCCUUUGAUCAGUAGAUUAUUUAGAACUUCGGAAGAUGGUCAAGGUAGCUUGCUUCCAAGCCACUGCACUAGAUGCGCAUGUAGUCGGCCCAGAAUGCCUCUGUUCUAUACUAAAAUACUACUUCGGAUGAAUGGGGAAUUACGGCAGCAACAAAGCGGCCCAGCUCGCUGCACCAAAACAGUCCAGCUCGGCAGCGGCAAACCUCAACAGUACUCCGGCUCAACAGAAGCAAGGCAGCCCAGCUCGGCAGCAGCCAAGUAACCCAGCUCGACAGCAGCAAAGCAGUCUCUCAGCUCGGCGGCAUGCACCGAGCAAAUUUGUAAUGAAGCUCGUUGAAGAAGACGCGAGCAAUCAACAUAAUAUGAUGAUGGUCAGCCCGAAUUUGCAACAAGCAUCUAAGUUCACAAACAGAACAAUCUUAACAAGGCAAGACGAGCUCGAGCUUGAUGGCAGCGACAAGCAUUCUCCCAGCUCGAAUCCAAGAGCAAAAUCCCUCCAAUCAGCUGCUAGGGAACAAAGGCCUAUGGUUCCAAUGACAGAGAAAGGUGAUGGCAGCUUGAGAGCAGAGGCAUUCAACCGCCCACGUAGCAUCACCGAACCAUUCGGAGGCUUGAAAAAUUUGCCAAUAAAGCUGAGCAUGAGAAGCGAACUGCAAGAACAUGAGCUGCGAGCUGCUGAGUUCAAAAGCACGAGCUACCGAGCUCAAACACAAGCUGCAGAGAGGUCAAACACUUACUGCCAAGGUCAGCCACGAGCUGCAGAGGCCGAGCAUGAAGUGCAGAACUUGAACACGAGGUGCAGAGGACGAGCAUGAGUUGAAAGAAAUGCAGCACGAGCUGCAAGGUGUCAACACCCUCAACAAGGUGCCGACACUUUUCCUGCAUUUGUCCUGAAGAGUCCGUGUCGGGUUUUUGUCCUUCUCUGCAAAUUUUGUUAACGAGAUGGAAAAGUGCAGGGACUCCAUGUGGGGUGGGUUCUAGAGAAAUCCCUUUAUGAUGAGCUCCUCCAUCAAAAUUAUAUACGGGCUAUGAACAACUCCUCCAUCCAAUUUUAAA